AAGACGAUACAGAACACAAACGAGCACAGAAAGCGAAGACUGCCGAGAAAUAAAGAGAGAUGGAUCCAAAACUCACAGAAGUUUCUCAGCUAUUCGAACGCUUCAAAGCUGCAAUCACCAGAAAAGACUACGACUCGUGUACCGAACUCCUUUCUCAUCUCAAGGUUUUGCUGACCUCCUUCAGAAGCCUUCCGCCAUUAUUUGAAAAUACACCUAACUCAAUUCACGAGUUGACAUUAGCAAGGGAUAUUUAUGAGCACGCUGUUCUCUUGAGUGUAAAGAUUGAGGAUCAAGAUGCAUUUGAGAGGGAUUUCUUUCAAUUGAAGCCUUAUUAUACUGACGCUGGUAGUCGUCUUCCACCAUCCCCAAAUGAGUACAUGAUCUUGGGUCUUAACCUGUUGAGACUUUUAGUGCAAAACAGAAUUGCUGAAUUCCAUACUGAACUGGAAUUGCUUUCUUCUACUGCUUUGGAGAACCCUUGCAUCAAGCAUGCCGUGGAGUUAGAGCAAUCCUUUAUGGAAGGGGCUUAUAACCGUGUCUUGAGUGCCAAACAGAAUGUACCUAAUGAAACUUAUGGUUAUUUCAUGGAUCUCCUAGCAAAGACAGUGAGAGAUGAGAUAGCUGGAUGUAGUGAGAAGGCAUACGAUUACCUUUCACUUAAGGAUGCCCGCCAAAUGUUGCUGUACACUUCUGACAAAGAACUUUUGCAAUAUAUUGAGGAGGUAAAUUAUUUUAUCAUAUCUCAUUUAGUGGCCUAUGUGUGAAUAUAUAUGUUGUGGUUCUGUGUGUUUUACAAUGUGCCAG
Molecule: messenger RNA, 804 nt
Organism: Pistacia vera
Lineage: Eukaryota; Viridiplantae; Streptophyta; Magnoliopsida; Sapindales; Anacardiaceae
Product: 26S proteasome non-ATPase regulatory subunit 8 homolog A-like
Exons: 5
Coding region: 60-764 (234 amino acids)
Biological process (GO): proteasome-mediated ubiquitin-dependent protein catabolic process
Cellular component (GO): nucleus; proteasome regulatory particle, lid subcomplex; proteasome regulatory particle
Source: RefSeq, a predicted model, not a curated record